UUCGAAGAGUCAUUCGUAGGGAUUGGAUGUGGUUCAUCAGCCUUCGUUCCGUGGCUCGGAAAUUCUUCUCUGAUCGUUUUCGACCUCCUACUGCCUUGCAAUUCCCAUCCUCCGACCAUGGCAGCAGCCCGAUCUGCUGCGGCUGCGCCCUAUCCGGCACCUGCUUCACAUCCACCCGCUGGCCAGCCAAAGAGAAAUUUUUUGCCUCGCGUCGCAGGACUCAGCCGCCGAGGUCAGACGCCACUGGCUCGGCCAGUACCCAACAAGAAGGCAUUACCUCAUCCUCAAGAAUCGCCGAGUGCGGCGGUGCUGGGCAGCGCCAAUCCCAGCACCAGUAGCAAUGGGGAGACCGGCGAACUGGUCGCUCAGAUCGGUCAGGCACAUGGCCAGCGCAGGGGGGAGGUGCACCACUCCAGCGACGGAUGCCAAUGCCGAGGUGCCCCGACGGAGCGACGAUUCCUAUCCACACAGAAGCACGAACAGUCGUGCCACCCAUAUCACUGACCUGACCUACGAUGUUCUCAUCAGCGUCAACACACAACACAACAACCACACGUUUACCUGCCAAGUCUGUUCCCGAGUUGAAGAGUGCAGCCCCUAACGAAAUACACGCUCGCCAGGCUGAUCACGCCUCUCAAGCUAUCCAAUUGUACGCGGCUCUGCUGGAAAGGUUUGAGGACCACGCCGCCUGCUUUAAUUUAAUUUAAUAUUAUUGUUACAAACAAGAAAAAAAGUAAUGUAAACAAACCUAUUGAUGGAAUGUAUAAAUGUAUAAAAAUGUUAACCCUAUGUAACCCCAAAAAAAAAAAAAACACCCCAAAAAAAUUGUCUCAGACUUAUGUUGCCAGUUAUGUUUUAUAGAUGUUGCUAAUAAUAACUAGUAAUAAGAUAAACAAUAAAGAGUCAGACGAUCAAUGAUCGCUGCAAAUACACAAUU
Molecule: messenger RNA, 937 nt
Organism: Drosophila obscura
Lineage: Eukaryota; Metazoa; Arthropoda; Insecta; Diptera; Drosophilidae
Exons: 4
Coding region: 118-504 (128 amino acids)
Source: RefSeq, a predicted model, not a curated record